This is a messenger RNA of Ailuropoda melanoleuca (giant panda), 1265 nucleotides long. RefSeq names its product dickkopf Wnt signaling pathway inhibitor 4 (gene DKK4). Gene Ontology annotation, biological process: negative regulation of canonical Wnt signaling pathway; multicellular organism development. The record is from RefSeq and is a predicted model, not a curated record. The transcript is spliced from 4 exons. Lineage: Eukaryota; Metazoa; Chordata; Mammalia; Carnivora; Ursidae. Gene Ontology annotation, cellular component: extracellular region. Bases 29 to 694 code for a protein of 221 amino acids. Gene Ontology annotation, molecular function: co-receptor binding; receptor antagonist activity.
UCGGAGGAGGCAGAGGGGCGAUUGAAGGAUGGCGGUGGUGGUCUUGCUGGGGCUGAGCUGGUUCUGCGCCCCCCUGGGAGCUCUGGUUCUGGACUUCAACAACAUCAAGAGCUCUGCGGAUGUGCACGGGGCUCGGAAGGGUUCACAGUGCCUGUCUGACAAGGACUGCAAUUCCAGAAAAUUCUGCCUCAAACCUCAAGAUGAGAAGCCAUUCUGUGCUACGUGUCGCGGGUUACGAAGGAGGUGCCAACGUCACGCCAUGUGCUGCCCUGGGACACUCUGCGUGAAUGAUGUUUGUACGACGGUGGAAGAUGCAGUGCCAGUAUUGGAGAGGCAGAUCGAUGACCACGAUGCUGUGGACACGAAGGGAACAACCGAGCAUCCGAUUCAGGAAGACAAACCGAAAAGGAAGCCAAAUAUUAAGAAAUCACAAGGCAGUAAGGGGCAAGAGGGAGACAGAUGUCUCCGAACUUUUGACUGUGGAGAUGGACUUUGCUGUGCUCGUCAUUUUUGGACUAAAAUUUGUAAGCCAGUCCUCCUGGAGGGACAGGUGUGCUCUAGGAGAGGGCAGAAAGACACUGCUCAAGCUCCAGAAAUCUUCCAGCGCUGUGACUGUGGUCCUGGACUAUUAUGUCGAAAUCAAGUGACUGGCAACCGACAACAUGCACGGUUAAGAGUAUGCCAAAAAAUCUAAAAAGCUGUAAAGAUUUCAAAAUAAAAGACAACUCCUUACUGUAUUCAAACACAAAUCUCAGACAUUAAUUGAAAAAUCUUUCCGUAUCUCUGUAAAUCAAAUCUUGUAGCAACUGGAAUAGACUGACCUAGAGCGCCGUGAGGUGCUGCCUUGUGAUGAAGGAAAACUGGCUUUGGCUUUUUGUCUAUUUCUGCAAAGUAAUGUGAUUCCACAGAAAAGUUAAUUUGAUCUAGUGACUCAAUUAGUUCAAAUAAAUCUUGAUGUAAUUUCUGGUGAAAUUCUGGUAUCUGACAGUAGCUUGGGGGGAAAGUGAUGGCCUGCAGGUAAUUCUUAUCUUACCAGUGAAAAUUAACACAGUAAAUUAAGGGGAAAAAAAUUUCCUUAAAAUCCCUCGUUUAUUUUCUUCCAUUUCUUGUAAGGGAAAUGCCCUUUCACUACAAAACAAUUUGGUUAAUAAAGGAAUAAAAUUCAAAAGGUAGUAUUUUACGUGUACUAUAGUCCUCUGCAAGUUAUAAAGCAUUUGCAUAUAUUUUGUUUUCAACAGCUUUACUUAAUCAUUUGAUAACUAUUU